Molecule: messenger RNA, 792 nt
Organism: Naegleria lovaniensis
Lineage: Eukaryota; Heterolobosea; Eutetramitea; Acrasida; Naegleriidae
Exons: 1
Coding region: 1-792 (263 amino acids)
Source: RefSeq, a predicted model, not a curated record
AUGAUGGUCGGCAGCGGAUGGUAUGAUGUAUCAUGUGCUGCUGCUAUUGAUCAUACCAAUAGAAUUCUUCCAUCCACUACGACUCCAUAUUAUUUGGCACAUUUACAUCCACUUGAUCAAAUUUCAUCCAGUUGGUCUUUUUAUUGUAAUGUUCCUGGAUCGAAAGUUCAAGACCACUCGGUACGAAAUGCUGGUUCCGAUAUUCGACUUGUUCCAAUGAAUAAUGUUUAUAAUUUUCAAGUGGGUAUUCAAGGCGCAGAAGUUGGAAAAAUUCUUGAUUUGGGUACUGUGGAUGAUUUGGUAAAAUCGUAUGGUUGUGAUUUGUAUUCGAGUUUUACUGGAAUUCAAUUUGUGGAUGGAGUGUUGGUCAUUCCAAACAAGUCGUCCACUAAACAAAAUACUCCCAUUGAUCUUUCCAAAAUGACAAGUGAUAUGGCUGAAGUGAAAUUAGGACAUGUGUAUUUGGUUAAGAUUAGUAGAGGCAAUGAAGAUACUGCACUUUUCGCGAAAUUCAUGACCACCUCGGUUGUAACUGAUAACAAUAACCAAAUUCAAACAGUAACCAUGAGACAUCAAACCAUGUAUGUCUAUGUUGAUCCAUCUUCUGGCAGAGGUAAUUGCAAAGCCAUGGAAGACUCUUCAGUUUCUACUGAAGCUGAAACUGCCAUCAGCUUGUCAGUGAUUGCGUUAUUAGUUUCCAUUAUUGUUGGAGUUGGAAAUGUGGUCUUUUUAAUCUACUAUUGUGCAUUUGCCACUAAAAAGAGAGGUGGAGUUUUUACCAAUCUUCAAUAA